UCAUCAAUAUCACUGACAACUAACGUGCAACGUUAGUCACUUGCUACUGACGAAAUUCUUGGUCAAAUGGUGACUGACGGAGUACGAUGCAACACGAUACCUGUUGCCGAGCUCCGUCAAUACGCUUUGACCGAUCAAGUAGGCUGUAAAAAUGUCCGUAACGAAUUGUUGAUUGUCGUAGAUUGUAUUUAAUUUUCAACGAGCAAAGUUACGAUUUCCGUUCCGGUUGUUGAGUUUGAUUUUUGUUUAAAGAAUUAUUAUGCCGAUCGGUGUGAACAGUAGUGUGGGGUGUUCCUCUAUGCAGAGAAAGCGAGCUCACGGCAGGAAAAGUUUUGCCGAAAUUGCCAAAGAGUGUUGCAAAAUCGAAGGCAUUAAAUAUUAUUGUGCUAUUGAUCCUGACAGUGGUUGUACUUAUAUACAGGAGAAUUUCGAUUCAGGAAAUUUGGUACGACACUUCCGGAACAAACAUAAAACGGCAGCGGAAAUUAAAGGGCUCUUUCCCGAUGGAAAUCAAGAAAAAAGGUCACGAGUAAUCACUAAGCGCCUUGUUUCCGUCGACAAGCGAACGUAUGUCGAAGGAACCAUAAAGCUUGUCACGCAACACAACCUGCCUUUGAACUGCUUUCAAUGGGAGGGUCUGAAAAUGUUGCUUGAUCCUAUAGCAGAUGCUGUGAACAUAAAAGUAUCCAGAUCAAACAUCAAGGUUUGGAUUUCUGCAGCAGCUAACAAACUAAAAUCAAUAAUGGCAGUCGAAAUGAAACACAAGCUGGUAUCUAUCAAAUUGGAUUCUGCAUCACGGCAUGGUCGUCACGUUCUCGGAAUCAACGCACAGUACGAACUCAACGGAAAAUUGGUGAUUCGAACCUUGGGAAUGAUUGAAGUAGACCAGAGACAAACUGCUGUGUUUUUGCGUGAUAAAGUAUUGGAAACAUUGCGUGUCUAUGAUUUGAAGUUGGAUCAAAUCUUUAGCAUUACGGUGGACAACGGCAGCAACAUGGUUGCUACCGUAAAAAAAAUAAAUCUUCGCUGAAUGAGUCCAUUGCAGUAUCGACUUUAUUGUUCGAAGAUGAUGAGAACAUACCACAGGAAAGAGACCUCAUUGAAGAGCUUGAGCUAGAGUGGGAUGCACGGAUAUCCCUUGUUCGGUGCGCGGUUCAUUCCCUCCAACUUGCGAUUGCGGAUGUUUUUGAUAAAGCUGAUCCGAAUCUUAAAUGCAUCACGGAAGUAGUACGUCAUCUACGUCAAAUUAAAUAUAAAUCAUUCGUCGAGGUUCAACAAC
This is a messenger RNA of Toxorhynchites rutilus septentrionalis, 1279 nucleotides long. RefSeq lists its product as uncharacterized. Lineage: Eukaryota; Metazoa; Arthropoda; Insecta; Diptera; Culicidae. Bases 260 to 1030 code for a protein of 256 amino acids. The transcript has 2 exons. The record is from RefSeq and is a predicted model, not a curated record.